Messenger RNA from Lodderomyces parapsilosis, 1158 nucleotides. RefSeq lists its product as uncharacterized. Lineage: Eukaryota; Fungi; Ascomycota; Pichiomycetes; Serinales; Debaryomycetaceae. Gene Ontology annotation, biological process: sulfur compound catabolic process. The transcript has a single exon. Gene Ontology annotation, cellular component: cytoplasm. The coding region runs from base 1 to 1158 and encodes 385 amino acids. The record is from RefSeq and is a predicted model, not a curated record. Gene Ontology annotation, molecular function: sulfonate dioxygenase activity.
AUGGCACCAGUGGCAGUAUCAUCGAUCGAGGACAAGUAUGACGCUUCCCAAUUUCAAUCGGCCCACCAGGGUAAAACAAAGAAAGGGAGCUUCACAGUUAGUGAAGAAAACAAAAAGCAAGCAUUGUAUCCUGAAUAUUUGCCUACUUGGAACCCCAAUCAAAAAUUCCCCCCAUAUAAGUUUCAAGAAUACCACGACAAGGGUUUACAGGGUGACAAGAACUACAAGAAUUUGUUUUCUCAAGAUAAAGACUAUCAGGUGAAGAGAAUGACUCCAAAGUUGGGCUCUGUUGUUGAAGGCAUUCAGUUAAGUCAAUUGGAUGAUGCAGCAAAGAAUGAUUUGGCUAGACUUAUAAGUGAUCGUGGUGUUGUUGUAUUCAAAAAGCAAGAUUUCAAUAGUCUUGGUCCUGAGUUUGCCAUUAAUUUUAUGAAGUAUUUUGGCACUUUGCAUACUCAUCCAACGUCGGGAGCUCCAGAAAACUUUCCUCAAAUGCACAUCACUUUUCGUGGAGCAUCACAACAAGAGAUUGACUCUGUUUUCAAAACUAGAACAAACUCCAUAUUAUGGCAUAGUGACUGCUCCUAUUCCCUCAAUGCUUUACAAUUGACGUUGUUUUCAUGUUUACAACUUCCUGAAAGUGGUGGUGAUACUUUGUUUGCAAACACAGUUGAGGCUUACGAAAGGUUAAGUCCAGCAAUGCAGCAAAGAUUGGAGGGUUUACACAUUUUACAUUCAUCAGUUGAACAAGCUGAAGCUAACAAGAAGGCCGGUGGUAUAACGCGCAGAGAGCCGGAAACUAACAUUCAUCCAAUUGUUCGUGUCAAUCCAACCACUGGUAAAAAACACCUUUAUGUAAAUAAAGAAUUUGGUAGAAGAAUUGUUGAGUUGAAGCAAGAUGAAUCCGACUACCUUUUAAAUUUCCUUUACGAUCACAUUGAACGUGCACAAGAUUUGCAAAUACGAGUAUCAUGGGAACCAGACACAAUUGUCUUUUGGAACAAUGGAACUACAGUGCAUACACCAUGCGUUGAUUUUGACGAACCAGUGAUUAGACAUGCAUACAGGAUUAGUGCUAUGGGCGAAAGACCUGUUGCUGAUGUAAAAUACUUGAAUGAUCCGGAUUAUUUGAGUGAAAAGUACAAAGAGUUGAAUAUUUAG